CGGUGCUAACCGGCGUUCGUUUAUCCGGUUUACCCGGGAACAAAGUUACAAAAUGCGAUACGGACAACUCGUUAUGGGACCUGCCGGUAGUGGGAAGUCGACAUACUGCGCGACGAUGCAACGGCAUGGGUUCGACGAUAAGCGGAUGAUUAAGGUGGUCAACCUGGAUCCGGCAGCGGAACACUUCGAUUACCAACCGUUCCUGGACAUUAGGGACCUCAUUCAGCUGGACGAUGCGAUGGAAGAUGAAGAGCUGCGCUACGGCCCAAACGGUGGUUUGGUGUUUUGCAUAGAGUAUCUCGUCGAGCACUCGGACUGGUUGCGGGAUCAGUUAUGCGGCGGCGUCGGAUCGGACGAUGAGGACGAUACGAACGGCGGGGAGGAACCGGAAGACGAUUACGUGUUGUUUGAUAUGCCCGGCCAGAUCGAGCUGUACACACACCUGAAGGCGGGCAAUCAGUUGGCCAGAUUGCUGGAAUCGUGGAACUUUCGGCUCUGUUCGGUGUUUCUCGUCGACUCACAGUUUAUGAUCGAUGGCGCCAAGUUUCUGUCGGGCACGAUGGCUGCCCUGAGCGUAAUGGCCAACAUGGAGCUGCCGCACGUGAACGUGCUGAGCAAGAUGGAUUUGCUCAGCAAGGGCCACCGGGGGCAGAUGGACAAGUUCCUGGAACCGGACCCGCACGCACUGCUGGGCGAGGUGACGAACGAGUCCGCCUGGGGACGAAAGUAUCGUAAACUGUCCGAAACGAUCGGCAUGCUGAUCGAAGACUUUAGUUUGGUGCGCUUCACGCCGCUCAACAUCAACGACGAAGAGAACGUGGCCGAUCUGCUGCUGAUGAUCGACAACGUUAUCCAGUACGGGGAGGAUGCGGAUGUUAAAACACGAGACUUUGACCCACCCGAUCCGGACGAGGCCAACGAUGACGACGACGAUGGACGGUUCUAUCGGGGCGAUUGAAUGGCGCGAGGGUCCAUGCUUUGUUGCGAUUGUA
Molecule: messenger RNA, 992 nt
Organism: Anopheles cruzii
Lineage: Eukaryota; Metazoa; Arthropoda; Insecta; Diptera; Culicidae
Product: GPN-loop GTPase 3
Exons: 2
Coding region: 53-958 (301 amino acids)
Molecular function (GO): GTPase activity
Source: RefSeq, a predicted model, not a curated record